UCAGGCUUAAAUUUCACAACUACUUAAGUUGUGCGCAUAACUGCGAUGAUCAAUCAUGUCCUCAUAUUCUAACAAUCUUCUGUUUCAUAAUGUUGUAGGUGACCGCCGUUGAAGUUUCGACCCAUUUCUCCGUGUUCCUCUCAAUGGAUAGUGGACUGGUACUGGUUGGCAAUGCCGACCUUACAGUCUAUGCUCGGGCCCCAGACGUUAUCAAAGUAAAGUUCAGUGAUACAGCCGUGAAAAUCUUGAUUCGCUUUGAUAAGGAGGCGGAGAUUGUAAAUGCGGAUCAAACAUGCCAUGAGCUAUUUGCCAGUGAAACAGUUGCUAUGUUAGGGAGUUACCCUGACUGUAUCUUGAGCCAUUCUCAAGAAUUGCAAAUAAUCCCGGGUGUUGGGGCUAACAUUACGGUUGGUGACAACUUGGUGUUUAACGAUAACGUGCUCAAGGCCCGCGAUGAACAGUACAGCAGGUUCCUCAGUGGCUCAUUUUCAGUCGACUCACCAGAUAGUCCCUUGAGACCAACGCCUGUAAUCACAGGUUAGCAGCAUAGAAGUUAAAGGCGAAAGAAUUAACGCUUUAGAACAAGCUGAAUGGUACCAUUCGGAUAAAAUCUUGCUUUUGCGUCUGCCGCAAAAUACUAACUACUGAGAUUUGUCUUUGCAGGUCCUCACGCUCUUGCUUCAUGUGGAAAUCUUACUCUUUCUGGCUCCCAGUCUGUUGGAGGUGGCAGUCGCCCACUUACUUAUGAAUGGAAAUUGACAUCACCUAACAGUGGGCAAGAUUUCACAGACAUUACAAACGUCCUCAACGAGCUUAGAUCAGAUGCCGAUCGUGUUAAGUUGCCCGGGACAAUGUUUGAGACCGACAGAGCCUACGAGUUUAAGCUUAAGGUGGCCAACUUUCUGUAUCCAUCAAGCUUUGAAGAAGUUACCCAUGUGAUUAGAAAAGCUACUGAGCCAGUCCCUGCCUUGACGCUCAGUUCAGGUAUUGAACUUACUGAGGGAGAAGUCUUUGUCUCGGAGGACCUGUCAAUCAAAGCAAGUGCAAUUGUUGCUCCUUGUGUAAACGAUACUCGAGUGGACUUUUCAUGGGCUGUUACAUGCCGUGAUGCAAGCGCCCUACUAAAAGUGGAGUCCAGUGCCUCGUUUCAGGCCACUAAACACCAGGCCACCCUCAGAGUAGAUCGAGGGGUACUAACUGCUGACCUCAACUUCACGUUUAACGUGACAGCAAGUAUGAACUACGAUCCUACUGUCCAGAGCUCCGCCGGCCAAAUCGUCAGAGCUAUGCCCAGUCCACUUCAACCGGCAAUAGUUGGAGGUGAUCGACAAAUUGGCCGUGACAGUGGAGCAAUAGGAUUGGACGCUAACACUCAAACAGUGGAUCCUGAUCGUACCAGCGAGGCUUUAACUUGUAGCUGGAGUUGUGAAGUUCAACGCGGUGGAUCAUGUGACUCGGCUGUGAACGGACAGUUAAUAUUUGCUUUAAUCUCGGGAUGUCAAACGGAAGUGCAGAGCAACCACUUCUUUGUAGGAACAACUUACAUAAUAAGGUUUGAUUGA
This is a messenger RNA of Orbicella faveolata, 1562 nucleotides long. RefSeq lists its product as uncharacterized. Gene Ontology annotation, molecular function: monoatomic cation channel activity. NCBI's taxonomy places the organism in Eukaryota, Metazoa, Cnidaria, Anthozoa, Scleractinia, Merulinidae. Gene Ontology annotation, biological process: calcium ion transport. The record is from RefSeq and is a predicted model, not a curated record. Gene Ontology annotation, cellular component: plasma membrane.